Messenger RNA from Sipha flava (yellow sugarcane aphid), 1993 nucleotides. Its product is annotated as probable E3 ubiquitin-protein ligase RNF144A. Gene Ontology annotation, biological process: protein polyubiquitination; ubiquitin-dependent protein catabolic process; positive regulation of proteasomal ubiquitin-dependent protein catabolic process. The coding region runs from base 465 to 1901 and encodes 478 amino acids. The transcript is spliced from 5 exons. Gene Ontology annotation, cellular component: cytoplasm; ubiquitin ligase complex. Gene Ontology annotation, molecular function: ubiquitin conjugating enzyme binding; ubiquitin protein ligase activity; zinc ion binding. The record is from RefSeq and is a predicted model, not a curated record. NCBI's taxonomy places the organism in Eukaryota, Metazoa, Arthropoda, Insecta, Hemiptera, Aphididae.
UGUCAACCUGUCACCGGUUAAUUUUCGUACAUUGGUGCGCAUGUCUAUGGGCCAUCUGUCAAAUCGGCUGAUUGGUCAUAUUCAUCUGAUAAAAACAAUAAAAUGUUCUCUUUUUGCUAAAAUUUAUCAACAGUCCUAUUGUGUAUUAUUAAUUACAAUCUUGUGUAUAAGUAUUUUUUUCAAUAUCACGUUAUCGAUAUUCAAGCAUUGAAAAAUGACCUACUAGUAGAAUCGUAACCCAAAUAAAGACGUUAAGACGUUAGUAAACUUGUUUUCAAAGUAAAGAGGGUCACAAAUUUUACAUUAUCAGAUGAAAGUUAAAGUCAAAUUACGCUAUAUUCAAAAUUGUUUCAUCUAAGUGUUACAAAAUGUAGUUGAAUUUAUUGUUUACGGAAAAUGACAAACAAUUAUCUAUCAGCCCAAACUGAUCGGUCGGCGGAUUGGCGGUCGCGUCGACCGGCGAUAUGAAGAAGGCCACUGUUAAUUAUGAACAUACUCACUCGUUACAAAAUGAUGAAGAUGAUAGUCAUGAGAUAAUAUUAGAACGCGAUCCAUUCCUGCGCCGGAAGUCUCACCGUAUUGCUGUCCUUUCAGGGCAAAAUGGAUUGGAAGAAAAACCAUCUAAAAGUAAUGUUGAAUUACCCUCAAAAAAUAGACGAAGCUGGGAAAGAGAAGAAGAAGUGCUUUUAACUAAUGAUUCAUCUUUGGAUGAUGAGGAUGCUGCAAGAAAACUACGAAAAUGGAGUAAAAGUAAAAUAGAUUUAUUGAUGCCUAGUUUACGGUCCCUGGUCACUUUGGCCAGGGGCAAGUCAUCCUCAGCUACAUCAUUAAAUCAACCGGGUUCAGCAGAAAGUUGGUCCCAUUUAGAAUGUGUAAAGGAUGAUGAACCAAUUCGUAAGUAUAACACUAUGGUAACAUUAUCAAAUGUAGUACUAAAUCGACCAGCAGGAAUCAAACCAAUAAACCGUUUAAGAGAUACCGCUGUUUGUUCAAGAUGUAGUAGUGUUUUAUCUUUAGCAGCCUCUUCAUCUAGAUAUUCAUUAGGGUCAACAUCAAGUUUUGUUACACAUCGAGAUCAACCUAUUGUAUUAUGUAAAGUAUGUUUAAAUGAAGUUCCUGUAAAAAAUUCAUGGACACUUCAACAGUGCGGAUGCUCCUAUUGUAUAGAAUGUGUAAGAGCAUAUGUGGAAUUUGAAAUCAACCAAGGGGCAUACAAUAUAUCUUGUCCUGAUGCUCAGUGUCCUAAGCAAGGCAUUAUCCAAUUGGAAGAAAUAGAAGCAUUAGUCAGCAUAGAUGAAAUUGAAAAACAUCAUAGAUAUAGACUUAAUAAGGAAGUAGAAUUAGAUAAAAGUCGUAUGUGGUGUCCAAAACCUGGAUGUGAAACAGUUUGUCAUGUUGGAGAUCGUUCUCGACCUCACAGUGUAAUAUGUCCUACCUGUCAAACUGAAUUUUGCUCUGGAUGUCGAGCAACGUGGCAUCCAGGAAAACCAUGUCCUCCUCCAACUACACAAGACAUGCCUACUUUUGAUUCAGAUUUAAUUAAAUGUUGCCCUAUGUGCAGUGUACCUAUUGAGAAGGAUGAAGGCUGUGCUCAAAUGUUAUGUAAAAGAUGUAAACAUGUGUUUUGUUGGUAUUGUCUUGCUUCUUUAGAUGAUGAUUUUCUUUUAAGACAUUAUGACAAAGGUCCAUGUAAAAACAAAUUGGGUCAUUCGAGAGCCUCUGUUAUAUGGCAUCGUACUCAAGUUAUUGGUAUAUUUGCAGGUUUUGGUAUACUACUACUUGUAGCUAGUCCAUUAUUAUUACUAGCUGCUCCAUGUAUAGUUUGUUGUAAGUGUCGAGUAUGUACUAGUGGAUCAAAAUUAGAUGAUCCUGAUGAUGACAUAUUGGAUGAUCCAAAUUGACCAUAGUACAUAUUAAUACAUUGUGAAACAAAUUUUAAUUUUGUUUUUAAAUGAAAUGUAAUAGAUUGAAUAACUAAUAUUGCAAUAGUUGU